CGCGCAAGAUGGAGGAGUACGGAGAGCUCGUCGUGCUCGGCUACAGCAGCUACCGCGUCGCUGGCAAGGACGACCCGUCGCCGCACAGCGCCAAGUGGCAGCCCGUGGGGUCGCCCAACUGCCACUUUCGCCUCGCGCCGAAAAAGUCAGGCAACGGCCUCACGCGCCGCCGCGCGUUCCUCGCCACCGGCCUCGGCGAGAAGGCGUCGUCCGCCGACGCAGCAAAGGCGCAGCUGCACGCGCCAUCGAGCCAAUUCGUGACGAUUCCACUCUCAUUGAGCACGAUGGCCAUGGUCGAGUACGUGCCCGAUGCGAGCCUGGAUAUGUACCAGAUUGGCCGCCAGCCCUCGCGCUACAACGACUUUAGCGUCCCCGGACCGCUCUACGGCGCGUCUGGUACGAUCUCGCGAUUCGCGGCGCGCCUUAUGUGCGAGCGGAACGCGCCGUAUCGGUGCCGCCUCUAUGCGGGUGGCUUUGACGCGUCGCACACGGCCGCGGUGCCAGCGUCGGCGCUCAAGUACUGCGCGGCCUGCAGCACGUGGAGCAAGACACUUGGCUGCUGCCAUGUCGCGCCAUUGUCUUUGGCCUCUGAUGGUCCCGUGCUCUCGGAGAUGAAGUCCGCCCAUGCGUGCGACAGCACGGUGCCAGUGGACGCCCUCACAAAGAACGGUGUCCGUCUCUGGGUUCCGGAGCAAAAGGAGUGGUUUGAAGUGUCGAUGAACGGCUUCCUCUACGCAAUCCAGGGCGGCGGCGGCGAGCACGGAAGCUCGUCCACAUCCUUUCACCGGCCGACAGCCGGCCCCGUCCAUCUCGAGUCGUUUGUAUCCCAUGGCUGCAUCAUUGACCUCGGCGGCGUCCAGCUGCAAUUCCUCACAAAGCUCGCACGCCGCAAACCGUCGUUGGCGCCACCGCCAUUGCAGCCAUCGCUCGUCGCCCAGCUCGAGUCGCUGCAUGUGCAGUGCCCCGUGCAGCUCAUGCCGUUGCGUUUCCACGCCGACUGCCAAUCGAGCGAGACAGCGCACGUCUUUCCUGCGUGCGGCCACGUGUUUGGCUACGACGCGCGCAUUGCACUCGGGAAGGCGUGUCCCAUGUGCCGCACGCCCGGUGGCAUGGUGCUUCUCAAGCUCACGUCCGGAAACGGCGCCAAGUUGCACCAAGCGGACGAGCGCAACUGCGUCCCUGACUGCGUCUUCAACCCGUGCGGCCACGCUGUCGGCCUCAAGUGUGCGACGCAGUACGCAUCGAUUCGAAUGCCCAACGGCAAGUCGAUCUGCCCCAUCUGCGCCGUGGCCUUGGAUCCGAUCCAGCCUUUUUCCAAACUCUUUUGGCACACGGACGACGACGAUGAGCAUGAUGCUGAUGCUGGUGCGAAUGAGAUCCAGGACGUGGCCGCUGCGUGA
Messenger RNA from Saprolegnia parasitica CBS 223.65, 1400 nucleotides. RefSeq lists its product as hypothetical. The coding region runs from base 9 to 1400 and encodes 463 amino acids. The transcript has a single exon. NCBI's taxonomy places the organism in Eukaryota, Oomycota, Saprolegniomycetes, Saprolegniales, Saprolegniaceae. Gene Ontology annotation, biological process: protein polyubiquitination; regulation of Toll signaling pathway. Gene Ontology annotation, molecular function: protein binding; ubiquitin protein ligase activity. The record is from RefSeq and is a predicted model, not a curated record.